CCAAUUAUUGUCAUUAAUUAUUGAUCUAACUUAAAUUCGAUUUAUCAUCAAUUGAUAUAUACAUUUUGUGUGUGCGUGUACGUAUGCGUGUGUGUGUCUGUGUGAAUACUUGAAGUUUCUCACGAUCAAAAACAUUAUCGAUAUAUAUAUAUAACUUUUUUUGCAAAUUAUUCUUAUUUCUGAUAUUUAACGUGUCAAAAUUUAUCUAUGAAAAAUGAUGUUUAACCUCACGUUUAUCAUCGUUGUGAAACAAAAUUAUCGCUCUUACGAUUCGUGCGAUGAUAUGAGCGUAAAAUCUAUAAUUUCACCGAAUUUGCAGAAAACAUAUAAACUUAAUGAAAUUUGAUAAAGGAAAGGAAACUUUAUAAAUCAUCAAUAUCUUAGAUGUGUGCCACUAAUCCACCUUAUGGAUCAAGAUCCUCCGAAAAUUCCGCGGAUGACGCCAGGUUUCAUCAACCACAUCCACCACACCCACCGCCACCUUACAUUUAUUACCCACCACCUUAUCCUCAUUUUCAUCCAUAUUAUCCAUAUCAUCCUGGAUUUUACUCACCGCAUUAUUACAAUGAUAUAUCCCAAGAAUCGAAAGGUUCUCUUGGUUUCUCUUGGUUCAAUAUUGUAUUACUGCUUUUUUUGUUACUGUGCAUCGUUAGCAUUGUUUUCUAUUGGUCUUUGUCUCGCGACACACGGCGAAGAUUAAAUGGCAGAUUGCCCCCUUUAGUGCAACCAGCACAGGUAAACCUGGCUUCCGGCUGCUAGCCGUAUAAUUAUUCCUUUUAUAUUUAUCCUUAGUUUUCCCCGCUAUCGUUACGCUAUAGCGAUUGUUUUGAAAGUAUAAAGAUUGAUUAAUUAUGAAUCGUUUCUAUGUAUAUUAACGACGUUGUUGGAGAAAAAAAUGAUCCGAGAUUUUUCGUAAUAAGUGUAAAGUACUCUUUGAACACUUUCGAUUAAUCUGAAUCGGUGAUUCAAAUUUGUUAGAGCGAAUCAUAGUUCCGGUAUCGUGGAUGACUGUUGCUUGUAAUAUGUUCGUUAUGAGAUAUAAAAUUUAACGAAUUGAACAAAGUAUAGAGACGUGACAGCACAAUAAAGUAAUAUAAAUUUAAAAAUAGAAAAUUGAUUUCGAUAUCAUUCAAUUGUGAUAUUGAAAUUGAAAGUUUAUUAUUAUUUUCACAAGAUUUCCAAAUAUACGUUAAAUGCUCUAUAAAUUUUGAAUCCUUUCUCUGAUCAUUCUAAAAUCCUUCUAAUUGUCAUUAGUUAUAGAGAUGAAAUAGAGAUUUGAAUGAAUAAUGAAAAUUUUCAAUUGAUUUCAAAAAGAUAUAAUUUAAAAAAACGGUGUUUAGAAAAAAUUAAUAAUGAAUAAUAAGUAGAGAACACGAAUAUUAUAUUCGCGAGAACAGGGUCUUUUAAAAAAACGAUUUUCUGAUUUUAAUUGACAGCUAUAAAAAGCUAUGAUAUUUCUGAACCUGUAGACCGUAAAGAGAAGAAAAGAUGCAAAACAGAAUUAUCCUGCUGAAUUUGUUUUAUAUUCUGAUAUAAAUGAUGCACUCGAUAGAGAUUACGAUGUUUUUUGCGAAGGAUGUGAUGAUUCCCUGUCAAGCUCUUCAUCGAAUAAAUAUCAGAAGCAUUCUAUUUAUAAAGGGAACGAAAGUAAGAAUGAAGAUAUCAUAGAAUUUUCAUCAGGAAAAAAAAAAAGUUAAUGAUGCUACAGAUGACGCACUUAUGAAUGAAGUUACUCGAUCAGUUGCCUCUUAGAAUUGAAAAAAAAAGAAAGAAAAAAUGAAGAGAUAAUAUAUGACUAUAAUAAAUUUUAAUAAAAAUAAUAUUAGUACAAAUUUAGCAAAAACUAAUUAACUGAAAUUUAAUGAAACACUAAGAAAUAGACUCGAUCUUGAUGUUCCACUUUUUACUCAUUCAUGGCAUUAUAAAUUCAUGGACGUGAAAUUAAUUAUUAUGAUAGUUUCUGAAAAAAAAAAUUUCAAGAUUACGAAUAAUUGAAUAAAUUGCGUAAAGAAUAAGGUAAUGUAUUUUAUUAAGAUGUAAUUUUUUAUUUAAGAUAAACUCGAUUUCAUAUUCUAUUACCUAUGUAUAGGUAUUGCGUAUUGUUCAUUCAUAUAUUUAUUACAGGUUUACUAUGAUACCUAUUAAUGAAGAUGAAUUAUGAAUCGUAUAUAGAAAAAUCAAAAUCAAAAUAUUGAUAAAAUUCGUUAAAUUUGUUGGAUA
This is a messenger RNA of Apis mellifera (honey bee), 2220 nucleotides long. RefSeq lists its product as uncharacterized. The transcript has a single exon. The record is from RefSeq and is a predicted model, not a curated record. The coding region runs from base 385 to 759 and encodes 124 amino acids. NCBI's taxonomy places the organism in Eukaryota, Metazoa, Arthropoda, Insecta, Hymenoptera, Apidae.